GUGACUGGACUUCCAGUGGGCUUCCCGGGAUCCGCGGCGCUGCGGCUGGAUUCUCUGGAUCUCGGAGGGCGGAAGUGCAGCAGGCUCGGCUCCGACCUCCUUCUGCGGCUGCGCGGGUCCUGGGGACUCCUAGCUCGUGCGCCUUUGCGGGACAGUGUCAAUUACCCUGCGCCUCCGCCCAGCUAGAUCCCGGGACCUGAGCGACUUCACCGGUGCGGGCAGCCGGAGGAGCCGGCGCUUCUGUUUGGCUUUGGUUGAAAAAAAGAACUUAGCCUAUAUGUACUGCUUUAACCACUGGAAGAAUGACAGAUGACAAAGAUGUGCUUCGAGAUGUGUGGUUUGGACGAAUUCCAACUUGCUUCACCCUGUAUCAGGAUGAGAUAACUGAACGGGAGGCAGAACCAUAUUAUUUGCUUUUGCCAAGAGUAAGUUAUUUGACGUUGGUAACUGACAAAGUGAAAAAACACUUUCAGAAGGUUAUGAGACAAGAAGACAUUAGUGAGAUAUGGUUUGAAUAUGAAGGCACACCACUGAAAUGGCAUUAUCCAAUUGGUUUGCUAUUUGAUCUUCUUGCAUCAAGUUCAGCUCUUCCUUGGAACAUCACAGUACAUUUUAAGAGUUUUCCAGAAAAGGACCUUCUACACUGUCCCUCUAAGGAUGCAGUUGAAGCUCAUUUUAUGUCUUGUGUUAAGGAAGCUGAUGCUUUAAAGCACAAAAGUCAAGUAAUCAAUGAAAUGCAGAAAAAAGAUCACAAGCAACUCUGGAUGGGAUUACAAAAUGAUAGAUUUGACCAGUUUUGGGCCAUCAAUCGGAAACUCAUGGAAUAUAAUGCAGAAGAAAAUGGAUUUCGUUACAUCCCUUUUAGAAUAUAUCAGACAACAACUGAACGGCCUUUCAUCCAGAAGCUUUUUCGUCCUAUGACUGCAGAUGGACAUUUGCACACUCUAGGAGAUCUCCUGAAAGAAGUUUGUCCUUCUGCAGUUGCUCCUGAAGAUGGGGAGAAGAAGAAUCAAGUGAUGAUUCAUGGAAUUGAGCCAAUGUUGGAAACGCCUCUGCAGUGGCUGAGCGAACAUCUGAGCUACCCCGAUAAUUUUCUUCAUAUUAGUAUCGUCCCGCAACCAACAGAUUGAAGGGUCCACUAUUUGCCUGAACGGAAUCACCCUUCGACAGGAUUUACCAGAGCAUGUCACCCUUCUGCUUCAGUCAGGUUUGGUGGAAGCAACCUGACCAGAAACACUGCUGCAAGCCAAACAGGAAAAAGAUCCCAUGUCAGAUAAGGGCACUUGGCUGGUCGUAGCCUGCAUCACCACUGCUUUCCUCCACUGCCGUCAUUAAACCUCAGCUGCGACAUGAAAGACUUCACAGGACCACUGCAAGUCUUCUGUUUUCUUGUAAAAUAUAAUGAAGCCGAAACCUUCGGCCUAAGAAGAAAAUGGAAAUAUGUGCCACUCAAUUUGUAUUUCUGAUUAACAAAUAAACAGGGGUAUUUCCUAAGGUGACCAUGGUUGAACUUUAGCUCGAGGGAGUGGAAACAUUGGUUUAAUUUUCAAGAGAAUUAGACUUAAGAAAGUAAAAGAGAAAUUCUGUUAUCAAUAACUUGCAGUAAUUUUUUGUAAAAGAUCAAAUUACAGUAAACCCAUCUUUCCUUAAAGAAAAUUUCCUAUGUUUACAGUCUGUCUAUUGGUAUGCAAACAAUCUUGUAACUUUGAUAAUGAACAGUAAGAGAUUUUUAAAUAAAGCCUCUAAAUAUGUUUUGUCAUUUAAUAACAUACAAUUUUGUCACUUUUCCAGUACUUUCUGACUCACAGUAGAUCACUGUUUUUACUCUAUGUGUUACCAUUCACACUGGUUGUCACUGGCAUGGAAUGGAUGGAGGGCGUAGAAUAACUUGUCUCAGGAGCUUUCACAGAGUCUUUUUGCUGCCAACUUUUAAAUCUGUGUUCUUUACAUGCUAAAGGCAUUAAUAAUGCUACCAUUUAUCUUUGCUGUUUUAUCACUGUAAACCUGUCAAAUCAUAGUAUGCUAAGUAUCUGUAUAAGAUAAUUUUGUAUUUUUGGAAAAACCCUUUCCUUUCCAAGCUAGUGUUUUUCAUUGGCUCCAGUUCCAAUAUUUCACUGUGGUGGUCCCUGGCAGUCAGUCUUUGAAGUCUAAAGAUUACCGAUCUCUUGACUGCAGUAGCUUUUCCUUAACUUUACCAAAAAUAUUCUGAGAUGACUGGAGUUCUCAUUCACUAUAAGGAAACUUCUGCUGCACUUUAUUACCACGCUGCUGGGACUCUGCCAGCUGCACGUAUUUGUGCAUCAUCCUUGGUUUCUUGUGCGCCGGCUUGCUGUCCAUGUGGAACGUCAGCCCACUUGAGUAUGCUGACAGACAUAAUAUCCUACAACAAUGGUUUUAGAUUCCAAAAUAAAAAUGAAUGUGUUUCUUACAAAAAUCAUAUGAAUGUUGAAGUGAAAUCCUGGUAUUGCUCACUUCUUCCUUUUUCCUUUUGUGAUUUUCACUGAUUAAUAUCAGAUUGAUUGGCAGGACAAGAUUAAAGUUAAUGAAAGAUCAAAUGGUCGGGGAUGGAAAAUAGAAGAAUCAAGAAGAAAGACAUAGGGUGCCAGAGCGAUCAGAGAAAAACAGAAGCAAGUAGCAAAUAAUUGGCUAAUGUCAAUGAAAUGAAAAGUGCCAUUUUAGUAAAGGCAGGGAAAAAAGCAUAUCUGGGUUACUAAAGUUUAAAAAACCCACUGACUUGUAUUUUUCAAGAGAUUGAUCUGAAUAUGAUUGCUCACAUUAAAAGUGUUUAUUCGUCUAUUCAGUUUGGGGGUUUUCCCCCUUGAUGUUUUGACAGACCGAAGUGAGCUUCAGUGAGUGAAAGGAUCAAAAUGCCAGGGAGUGUAGCUGUGAAUAAGAAAGUGUGAUAAGAACGGUAAGCCAUAAUAGUUUUCCACAGACAAGACCAGUGUGAGGUCUUGGGCUUCACCAAGCAGCCGAGCUUUACUUCCAGGUUUGAAAGUAAAUUUUGUCAAGCCAUUGCCCAUUUUUACAUAUUUGUUCAUCAUUACACCAGCAUCCUAAUUGUGUUACUCUAGUCCCAAGUAAGUCUUCCUCUGAUACCCAGAGGAAGAAUAAAAACAAAAAUUAGUGCUAGCUUAAAUAUCUAUUUUUGUUUCUUUUUGUUGAAUAUUUAAAUUUUAUGGUUUAUUAAAAAAUUAAAUAAA
Molecule: messenger RNA, 3203 nt
Organism: Talpa occidentalis (Iberian mole)
Lineage: Eukaryota; Metazoa; Chordata; Mammalia; Eulipotyphla; Talpidae
Gene: ATG5
Product: autophagy related 5
Exons: 8
Coding region: 303-1130 (275 amino acids)
Biological process (GO): nucleophagy; cellular response to nitrogen starvation; C-terminal protein lipidation
Cellular component (GO): cytoplasm; Atg12-Atg5-Atg16 complex; phagophore assembly site membrane
Source: RefSeq, a predicted model, not a curated record